This is a messenger RNA of Schizosaccharomyces osmophilus, 1338 nucleotides long. RefSeq names its product fumarate lyase superfamily. NCBI's taxonomy places the organism in Eukaryota, Fungi, Ascomycota, Schizosaccharomycetes, Schizosaccharomycetales, Schizosaccharomycetaceae. The record is from RefSeq and is a predicted model, not a curated record. Bases 1 to 1338 code for a protein of 445 amino acids. Gene Ontology annotation, molecular function: catalytic activity. The transcript has a single exon.
AUGCCAACGAGCGUUUUUGAUUCUUUUGUCUUUCGGGGAAUUUUUGGGGAAACCAAAAUUAGCCAUAUUUGGUCGGACGAAUAUCGCACACAGCAAUACUUAAAUUGGGAGUCAGCCCUAGCGAAAGUAGAAGCUUCAUUGGGACUCAUACCACAAGAAGCUGCAGAGGAAAUUAGGCGCGUAUGCGAAGUGAAGAAUAUUGAUUUUAAAAAAUUAGAAGAAGAAACGUUGACCAUCGGAUACCCCGUAUUGGGCGUCGUACAUCAAAUUUCAAAGCUUUGUCGAGAAGAUGCAGGGAAAUAUUGCCAUUGGGGUGCAACUACACAGGAUGUUACCGAUACAGUUACGAUACUACAAAUACUAGAAAGUUUCAAAAUCAUCCGGUAUUUUUUGGAGCAAGCCAUUGAGCUUACAGAAACCUUGUCUCGCAAAUACAAGGAUACACCAAUGGUGGGAAGGAGUAAUUUACAGCAAGCAGUUCCCAUUACGUUUGGAUUUAAGAUGGCCCGUCUCCUCUGUACGUUCCGUCGGCAUAUUCAGCGCUUGGAUGAGUUAGUCCCACGUCUCUCCGUCGUGGAGUUUGGCGGCGCUUGCGGGACUCUUGCUUCUUUAGGAGAGAAUGGUCUAAAAGUACAGGAACGACUUGCGAAAGAACUUGGACUGUCUCCUCCUGAAAUUGUUUGGCAUACAGAACGAGACCGGAUUGCAGAAGCUGGAUGUUUCUUAGGUCUUGUCACUGGCACUUUGGGUAAGUUUGCCUGUGAUGUUAAAUUGAUGAUGCAGAAUGAAAUAAGAGAAGUGAGUGAGCCCUACAUUGUCAACCGAGGAUCAUCAUCCACUAUGCCCCAAAAAAGGAACCCUAUUUCCUGUGUAUAUAUUACAGCUUGCGUAUCUUGUGUACGACAAAAGGUUGCGGCCUUGCUGGAUGCUAUGGUAGAAGACCAUGAACGCGCAACUGGCACUUGGGAAAUUGAAUGGAUUGUUUUACCGGAGAUAUUUUCUCUGACAGGAAAAGCAUUAGAGCACACCGUGUUUGUGCUUCAGGGUUUAGAAGUAAAUCCCGAGAGAAUGAAAACUAAUUUAAGUUUGACAAAAGGACUCAUUUCCUCCGAGGCGGUGAUGAUGAAAUUAGCGUCGUUUUUGGGGCGCGAUGAAGCACACGAUUUGGUUUAUUCAUUAUGUAGAAAAGCCAACGAGAAAGAUCAGUCUCUAGAAGAAGUAUUGCUACAAGAAAAGAAAGUCACUGAUCACUUGACAGAGAAGCAAGUGUUGGACCUCGUCAACCCAGCGAACUAUUUAGGGCAAACUUUGGCAAUGAUUGAUCGUGUCUUGAAAUAA